Molecule: messenger RNA, 194 nt
Organism: Racocetra persica
Lineage: Eukaryota; Fungi; Glomeromycota; Glomeromycetes; Diversisporales; Gigasporaceae
Source: the annotation of a GenBank genome assembly
AAGCUAACCAACAACCCAUUGAAGAGGAUAUUCAAAAACCUGUUCAAGUGGUUAUCCAAAAACCUAUUCAAAAGAAUAGAGACUAUAUUAGCCAGGAAGAGACAGACAAAUGGGUUAGCCCAAAUGUCCGAAAACCUGAAAACUCGGAUGACUGUAUGACUCUCUGUCAUGAUCUUAAACAAUACGAUCUAGAA